AUGGCCGACCUAAGUACAAUUUCCAUCAAUACAGAUCACACCAGCAACUUUCCAUUGCACUCGCCUACUCCAACAAGAAGCACGACAUUCUACUUUGAUUGUGUUAUCUUCGAAGUAGAGAACGUACUGUACAAAAUUCCUCGUGCUAGAUUAGUUGAAGAGUCUUUGCUGUUCGAGACUAUGUUCGCACUUCCACCUGGUCCUGGAAACUCGUGUGAGGGAGAAGACGAUGAUCAUCCGAUAACUCUGCCGCAGAUCAAAAGGAAAGAGUGGGAAUGUCUCUUGAGGCUACUGUUUCGUAACUCCAUUGCCGGACCACCCGAUUUCACCUUGGAUGAAUGGAUCUCAAUCUUGAAAUUGGCCACAAAAUGGGACAUGAGCGCUUCUAGAGCGUGUUCUAUCGAAAAUAUUGCAGGAUUCGAUGGCAUUCCUGCACAAAAAAUUAGGCUCGCUCGAGAAUAUCAUGUCCCUAGAUAUUUCAUUCCCUGCUUAGUGCAGUUGAUUGGACGAUCCGAACCACUCACAGCGGAUGAGUGCAAGGAUAUUGGGAUAGAGUGUGCCUUGAAAAUCGUGUCACUGAGGGAACGAUACUAUGAUCCAAGCCGUAGUGAUGGAAUAUUUCGUCAGCGUAGGGUGGCUUCCGACAUAUCUUCACCGACGACCAAUUCCUGGAAUGGUAUCGUCAGUGAAAUUCAUAAAACUUUCACGGACCACGACGAAUUCUAUAACUAG
This is a messenger RNA of Lentinula edodes (shiitake mushroom), 732 nucleotides long. RefSeq lists its product as uncharacterized. The transcript has 3 exons. Bases 1 to 732 code for a protein of 243 amino acids. The record is from RefSeq and is a predicted model, not a curated record. Lineage: Eukaryota; Fungi; Basidiomycota; Agaricomycetes; Agaricales; Omphalotaceae.